CUAGUGAUGUCUGAAUCUGAAACGCUUCAAACUCUUCACUGUGUUUCUCCGAAGCACUACUAUGAAGUUAUUUUCAACAAAUGUAUUUCAUUCGGGUAUUUGCUGACUCAUUUAUGGUCAUAGAUAAUAUAAAUCGGCCGUUUACAUUAAUAGUACAAUGUGACUAUUUUGGCCGAGUUACCAUGGUUUAAUUUAACCUGAAAAAUUAAAUGUUAUUUAUCCACAAUUCCAAGGUGUGUUUAGGGCUCACAUCAUUUCACAUAUUAAAUGCGCAUCAUCUCCAAAAUUUCGUUCGUGCGCAUUUAAUAUCUUAAAUGUCCACGUUGUACCUGCCAAGCUCAUUGACGUCAUCGUUAAUUAUCAUCACAGUGGAGCAGUGCGUGGGGAGGUGUCUUUUUAAGGCUGCUGAGCAGUAUAUAAUUAUCAUUUUGAUAAACAUUCACCUCACCUCAGAGUCCUCUUCUGAACUUUACUCCUGUAGACUGAAGAAAGGAAAAUGAGCCACCGCUGGACAAAGGUUCCAUUCCAUGGCUGGGGCACGCUCUGGAGUUUGGAAAUGAUCCUGCAAAGUUUUUGGCCAGGAUGAAACAAAAACAUGGAGACAUCUUCACUGUCCGUGUUGCUGGUCAUUACGUGACAGUGCUCUUGGACCCAAACUCUUUCGAUAUGGUGCUUAACGACCCAGUCUCCUUGGACUUUGCUCGCAGCAAAAAGCAGCUCUUACAAAGGAUCUUCUGCCUGCAGCUUCCGAGCAUCAAACCUACAGCAGAGAGGAAACAGAUGGAACAGCAUUUUCAAGGUCUUAACCUCUCUAAGCUCAACAGCUCUAUGAGCGCUCACCUUCAGAAGCUGCUGCUGAGUGACCAGAAAGGCUGCAACCCUUCACCGUGGACAAAAGACGGAUUAUUUAGCCUUUGUUACAGUCUACUUUUCAGGGCUGGAUAUCUGACAUUGUUUGAGAGACAAGACAAUGCUUCCGUAGUUUAUGAAGAGUUUCGCAAGUUUGAUCAUCUUCUCACCAAACUGGCUCGCUGCUCACUCAAAAGAGGAGAAAGCAAAACGGCCAACUUGUCCCGGGAGCGACUGUGGGAGCUUCUCUCACCAAACUGGCUGAGUGGGGGGUCGAAGGCACACUGCUGGCAGCAGAGCUACCACCACUUCCUGCAGGAGGAGGGAGUAGAUGCAGAAAUGCAGAAAAAAGCUUUCCUCCUACAGCUGUGGACCACACAGUGUAAUGCUGGACCUGCAGCCUUUUGGCUCCUUGGCUUCUUGCUCACUCACCCUGAGGCUAUGGAGGCUGUCAAAUCAGAGAUCAGGGGCCUUACCCUCCAGCAACCCCUCACUCACCUGCUGGAGGCAAACAGCACACCUGUGUUUGAUAGCGUCCUGAGUGAGACCCUACGGCGCACCGCAGCCGUGAUGAUCAGCAGGGAAGUGGUUCAGGACAAGAUCCUACGCAUGGCCAGUAGACAGGAGUACCACCUCAGACGAGGGGACAGAGUGUGUCUGUUCCCCUUCCUGAGCCCUCAGAAUGACCCACAGAUACACCAGCAACCACAGAGUUUCAAGUAUGAUCGCUUCCUGAAUGAGGAUAUGACAGUGAAGGAAACAUUCUACAAAGAUGGUAAACAGCUGAAGUACCAUACCAUGCCCUGGGGCGCAGGAGGGAAUGUCUGCGUUGGUAAAGAGUUUGCAGUUUCAGCCCUCAAACAAUUUGUGUUCCUGUUCCUGACUCAUCUUGAUCUGGAGUUGUGCGACCCAGAGGCUAAACUGCCUCCAGUGAACACAAGCCGCUACGGCUUUGGGAUUCUGCAGCCAGACGGAGAUCUGCAGGUCCGAUACAGACUGAAGAAGACACAGCACGAAAUGUGAUUAAACAGAAUGUAAAUAAUGUUGAUUGAUAAACCUUUUUGCUUUAUUUUAUUUUGAAUCACUAUUUAUUCAAUUUUAUACCUAAUCUGUACAUCUUAACCAUAUUUAACUUUGUCGUGUGUUUUAAUAUUUUAAAUAAACAGUAAAAACAAAGCAAA
This is a messenger RNA of Notolabrus celidotus (New Zealand spotty), 2030 nucleotides long. It is a transcript of the gene ptgis, whose product is annotated as prostaglandin I2 (prostacyclin) synthase. Lineage: Eukaryota; Metazoa; Chordata; Actinopteri; Labriformes; Labridae. Bases 583 to 1872 code for a protein of 429 amino acids. The record is from RefSeq and is a predicted model, not a curated record. Gene Ontology annotation, molecular function: monooxygenase activity; iron ion binding; heme binding. Gene Ontology annotation, biological process: prostaglandin biosynthetic process. The transcript is spliced from 10 exons.